AUGGGCUGUGUGAUAGCUGCUACCAGUGAGCCUACAUUUGGGGAGCUGGAAACCGAGCGGGCUGCUUUUUCAUCGCUUGGCUUUGUCUAUUCAAAUAUCUUCACUAAUAUUUUUGAGAACUUCAUACCAGUGGGAAAUAAUAUAGUAGCCUUGCUUCCCAAGUACCUCAACGUCAAGCGUGCCGUUUUCAUAUGCGCAGGCAAGCAAGCUUUAGUCGAAAUCUCAACUAGGCUCUAG
Molecule: messenger RNA, 237 nt
Organism: Aspergillus nomiae NRRL 13137
Lineage: Eukaryota; Fungi; Ascomycota; Eurotiomycetes; Eurotiales; Aspergillaceae
Exons: 3
Coding region: 1-237 (78 amino acids)
Biological process (GO): transmembrane transport
Cellular component (GO): membrane
Molecular function (GO): transmembrane transporter activity
Source: RefSeq, a predicted model, not a curated record